Molecule: messenger RNA, 1040 nt
Organism: Sinocyclocheilus rhinocerous
Lineage: Eukaryota; Metazoa; Chordata; Actinopteri; Cypriniformes; Cyprinidae
Exons: 6
Source: RefSeq, a predicted model, not a curated record
AAUUUGUGAAGCAAUUAGAAUAGACAUCUGACUAAACAAUGCAAGGCUAGCUCAACCAAUUAAAAAAAUAAUACCUGUGAAUUGGUGUAUUUUGUCAGAAUUUCGUCUUUUCUGUGACUUUUGUCAAUCCCAUGACUUGAUAAUUUGACUGGUCAACAUCUUAAUUAACUUUAAAAUUAAGCACUCACAAUCAGAGCUAAACAUGCUGUUUUGUUGUUUUCUUUUCUCCCUCCACUAGACUGACCAUGUAUGCAGUUGUUACUCUGCAAGACUCAGAUGAGGUGAUGGUGGUAGCAUCAAACUGGCUGAGCCUAGACAAGAAACAAUGUUACUGGCCCCCAUUCAAAUCACCAGACAAGUGCAUGGAAGCUGUUCAGAACAGAAUUAAAGCUGAAACAGGAGGGAAACCAUGGGAGAAAUUAAAUAUUAGCUUUCACAGAGAAUAUGUCACUUUUGAGAAGGCAAAAGAGGAGCAACAAGAAAUUAAAGAACGGAAAGAACGGUCAUAUCUAUUAGCCACUGGAUUCCCUGGAAUGCUAAAAAGACAAAGAUUUGAAAGCACUCAAGAAAUGUUAAAACAACAACUUCCUCCUGCACCAUCUGCAUCUACAUCCAGAAUGUCAGCUGAUGACAAGGAUGAGCUCCUCCAAAUGCUGAGAGACAUCAAGAGCACAGUUCAGGAAAACUCUACUAUGUUAAAGAAACUACUAAAAGACAAUACGGUUUCUGAGGUCCCCAGCAGUACCAGCAUUCCUCAUAAAGACGUUAAAACAAACCUAAAACUGCCUCUUAGAACCAUUAAAGAGGUUGCCAGGACUGAAAGACAGCUCACAAAGAAUGCAACAACACGCCAAAAAUAUGUAAGAUAUCUGUCAAGACUUGGAGGUUUUGGGAAAAAGGAUGUGAUUAAGAAUAUUAUGCGGCAUGUCCUAACAGAUGAUCUGGCCACAAAGUUUAACUGGCAGGGGAGAGGAAAUAAAAAGCCCUUCUCUAAGCUUAUUUUAACAGAUGUAAUCAGAGAUGCUGCAUCAAAACAAAGU